AGAAUGAACAUGAAUAUUCAAGGUGGCGCCACAUGUAGCCACCUGAAAUCAUUUAAAAAUUUGGGAGAAGAAAAAAAUAAAAAACCCUAAUUCAACAUUUCUACCUCACACUCUCUAGUUUCUACUACUACAUUCUAGAAUUCUUAUCGCGGCUUAGGUUGCCGGAGCGGAGAAUUGUUGAAACGGAGGACGAUGGCGGCGGUGGACGACAGAAACGGCGGCGAUGAGAGUGAGACGAGCGAUUAUACGUCGGAAGAUGAGGGGACUGAAUACUACCGGAGCGGAGGCUACCACGCCGUCCGAAUUGGAGACGCAUUCAAGCAGGGACGUUAUGUAGUUCAGAGCAAGCUUGGCUGGGGCCAUUUCUCCACUGUCUGGCUCGCUUGGGACAUUCAAACUUCCAAAUUUGUGGCUCUAAAAAUUCAAAAGAGUGCUCACCACUAUACUGAAGCAGCAAUGGAUGAGAUUGCAAUACUAAAGCAAAUUGCAGAAGGAGAUCCAGAAGACGAAAAGUGUGUGGUUAAGUUAUUGGAUCACUUUAAGCAUUCAGGCCCCAAUGGACAGCAUGUUUGUAUGGUUUUCGAGUACUUGGGUGAUAAUCUUUUGACCCUUAUUAAGUAUUCGGAUUAUCGAGGGGUUCCUCUUCACAUGGUUAAAAAAAUUUGCUUCCAUGUUUUAGUGGGUCUGGAUUAUCUUCAUCGCCAACUCUCGAUCAUACACACGGACUUGAAGCCUGAAAAUAUCUUGCUUUUAUCGUCGAUUGAUCCAAGCAAAGAUCCAAGAAAGUCCGGUGCUCCUCUCAUUCUUCCAUCUAGUAGAACUAAGAUUGUCCCGGAUCCAGGGACUUCAAGUGGUGUCAAGACUUCGAAUACUGAUCUGACCAGGAACCAGAAGAAGAAAAUUCGGAAAAAGGCUAAGCAGGCAGCUCAAAAAUGCGCUGGCAAAGACACACCGGAGGAAGUUGAGCAAGAUAAUGAAGCUAAUAGUCCCGAAGACUCUUUUCAUGAUGCAAAAGCAGAUAGAGACUCGGCUGAAUGCCAAACUGAUAACAUAUCCUACAAAAAUGAGUCAUGUAAACUAGAGGGUGCCUCAGAUAGUCUCGUAGAGACUGAAAAACAUAAGAGAGUCAGCCGCUCAGUAAGGCAAAAGCUAUCGGCUGAGGUUGACCUUAAAUGCAAAUUGGUUGAUUUUGGAAAUGCUUGUUGGACUUACAAACAGUUUACAAGUGAUAUUCAAACGAGACAAUAUAGAUGCCCCGAGGUUAUUUUGGGCAUUAAGUACUCAACUCCAGUAGACCUCUGGUCCCUUGCUUGCAUUUGCUUCGAGCUGGCUACCGGGGACGUACUGUUUGAUCCUCAUAGUGGUGACAAUUAUGACAGGGACGAGGACCACUUGGCGUUAAUGAUGGAGCUUCUGGGAAUGAUGCCACGCAAGAUUGCCUUAGGUGGGCGCUAUUCACGGGAGUUCUUCAACAGAUACGGAGAUUUGAGGCACAUAAAACGCUUGCGGUUCUGGCCUCUUAGUAAGGUGCUCAAGGAAAAGUAUGAUUUCAGCGAGCAAGAUGCAAGAGACAUGGCAGAUUUCCUCGUUCCCUUGUUCGAUUUUGUGCCCGAGAAAAGACCCACAGCGGCACAGUGCCUCAACCAUCCAUGGAUAACUGGAGGACCCCAACAUCAUCCUCUGUCUUCUGCAUCCACUUCUUUGCUAACACCAACAGAAGAUGGAAGUUCCGAGAAAGAGGAGAAGAAUGAGAGAGAGGCAAUGGAGGUGAGAAUGAGGAAUAUUAAUAUAGCCAGCCAUUGAUGGAACUCCAUAGUCCAUAACAAUUCAAGGCUUCUCAAUCUACAGGAAACCAGACAGAAAGCAUAAACUGUAACUUAUUCAGGUUUUGCUUUUUUUUUUUUUUCCCUGUAUCAUCCCAUUUUGCCCCUUACAAAAGUAGUGGGGUUUAUGAGGCUACCCAAUCAAGUUGGUAAGAUAACUGGCUUGGUCACAGGUAAUGACUGCUAGUUUUCCCACAUAGGGUUCAUGUUUAGAUGUAAAAGUAUAUAGUUCAAAAUUCUAGGUGUUAUCCGUUGACCGUUGUAAUCUUAUAUAUACAGUACGAUUAUUAUGAAUUUAUAACCAUUUGAAACAA
Molecule: messenger RNA, 2137 nt
Organism: Ipomoea nil (Japanese morning glory)
Lineage: Eukaryota; Viridiplantae; Streptophyta; Magnoliopsida; Solanales; Convolvulaceae
Product: serine/threonine-protein kinase SRPK-like
Exons: 4
Coding region: 193-1803 (536 amino acids)
Biological process (GO): regulation of mRNA processing; spliceosomal complex assembly; protein phosphorylation
Molecular function (GO): protein kinase activity; ATP binding
Source: RefSeq, a predicted model, not a curated record